GACUUACGGCUUUUGCUUUUACUUACCUCUAAGACGCUAACGCUGACGACGGCGACGCAAGACAAUGGAUGAAAGUGAUGCGCUCGAAGCGCUCUCUACCCUCCUCACUGAAAUCUCAGAAAAUCCUUACAACUUCUCCCUCCAUGCGCAACAUCUCAAGCUCGCCUCUUCUUCCGAACUCGCAGAUGCCGAACAGGUCGACUCUGCACGGGAGAUGAUGAGCUCGUACUUUGCCGCAGGGGACGAGCUGUGGGUACCCCUGAUUGAAGGAAAGGAGAGAGCACUUGAAAGUGCGGAUGGAGAGAUGGGUGUGGCGCUGGAGGAACUGCAGGAGGUGUUACAGACAUAUGAGAGGGCUGAGAAGGACUAUUUAUCAAUACCCCUACUUUCGAAGCAUGUUGAUUUCCUAGCAAGUCAAUAUGCCCGUCUCAACGCGUCCGAGAUGAAGCCAAGCGAGUCGGAAGAGGCUUUCUCACUUGCGUGGACACGUACGGCCAUCGAGGAUGUAGUUUCGAAGGCAUCGCUGCACAUUACCGAGGGCCAGAAAGUAUGGGACAAGGCACGAGACUGGGCUCUUGAAGCGCUCGAAACAGCUUCCGGAGACGAGAGGUUGCAGCUCAUCGCCUGGCUGGAUGAUUUGCAUCUUUCACGUCUCCAGAAGUCUCAUUCAGCACACGACGAGACCUUCCAGUCCUACUCCUCUUUCACCUCCAAUUUCAAGCCUCCACAAGAGUACGAAGAGCUCCUCGUCGCGGCCUCGAAACUCCGCUCCAAAACAGCCAAAGGCUACGAGUACCGAGAUCCAUAUGAAACGUCGCUCGCCCAAGCAGGAUGUUCACUCUCAGCAUACAACAACUAUAUCACCUACGAACGACGUGCCAAAAAGCCCGACCUUUCGAUUCUGGCAGGAAUAUACGAACGUGCUAUUGCGGAGGCUGCCAAACGGAGAUUCGGUGGUGAAGAGGGUGCAGAAGCUGCAUUGAGUGUAUUCUGGACAGGUUAUGCCGAUGCAUUGCGUAUACAUCAAGCGGAUCAAGAGGCGCAGAUGAAGGUUCUGCAGCGAGGAUUGAGGAGCGUUCCAGGAUGUGGCGAGCUCUGGGCACGAUACAUCCGUUUCUUGGAAGAAUACGAAAUGCUCGACAUCGGCGUCCUCGAACCCGUCUCCGGUGUGUACGACAGAGCGAUGGGCACUGGGCUGUUUGUUAAGGAUCCGGAAGAGAUCGUGCCGCUCGUGUUGGCGAGGGCGGGGUACGAGAAGAGGAGGAUGGAGAGCGUGGCGGCUGGGGUGCCAUGGGCAGGAGUUGGCGAAGAAGAGGAGGAUAUGAUGGGCAACCUGUUUAGGACCUUGCAGGACGGGAUAACAUUUGUCAGAAGUGCAUCCAAGGCCGGAGACCCACGUUACAGACUCGAGAAGUUCCUCGCCCAGACUUACACACAAUAUGAGCAAUACGCGGAAGCGGCCCAAGUGUGGCGGAGCGCUGCAGAACACUACAAGACGAGCUAUGUCGCCUGGACAGCCUAUGCUGAUGCACUUGUUCGCGACUCCCGCAUUCCCGAAGCUCGCAAAGCGCUCGAACAGUCCGCGCGACAGAACGGAAUGGACUGGCCCGAAGCCAUCUGGGAGGCGUGGCUCGCUUUGGAACAUGCGUAUGGGACUGUGCAGACUUUGCAGAGCUGUUUGGAUUCGGUGGAAAGAGGGAGGAUGUUGGUGGGCGCUAAGAGGGCGAGGGAAGCGGAAAAGGCGAUGCAAUUGGCGACACAGCAACAGGCUGCGAAUGUCCCUGUCUCUCAGGUCUCGGUGCCAGAGAGUGCCACCCAAGGUCAACAAGACGUGGAUAUGGACGUGGAUGGGGCUCCGCACCCGCAGGAGGCGGGAUUGAGCUUGAAGAGGAAGGCGGAGGAGCCGCUUCGCUCUGUUGGUGGACGUGGGGGAGAGCAGGGACAGGCGGGAGAGGGAAGUAAGAAGGUCAAGAUUGAUAAUGCGCCUUCCUUGAAACGGGAUCGCGAGAAUUGUACCGUGUUUGUUGCGGAUCUCCCUUCAAAUACAACAGAUGACGAUCUCAAAGCAUUGUUCAAAGACUGUGGCUCCAUCCGUGAUAUCAAAAUCACCUCCUUACCCAACACCCACGUUGCCACUGUAGAAUUCUCAGAACGCGAAUCCGUCCCGGCCGCGCUCACGAAAGAUAAGAAACGGAUCAAUGGGGAGGAGGUGGCGGUUCAUCUGGCGUGGCGGAGUACGUUGUAUGUGACGAAUUUCCCAGAGAGGGUGGAUGAUGAGGAAGUCAGGAAGAUUUUUGGCAAGUAUGGAUUGAUAUUCGAUGUGCGGUGGCCGAGUAAGAAGUUCAAGGCUACGAGAAGGUUCUGUUAUGUGCAGUUCACGUCUCCUGACGCAGCCAAAGCGUCCCUCGAACUUCACGGUCACGAACUCGAACCGAACCUCCCGCUCAACGUUUACAUCUCCAAUCCAGAACGCAAGAAGGAGAGGACGGACGCGGACGCGAACGCGAGGGAAGUGUACGUUUCGGGAUUGAGCAAGUUUGCGGACAAGUCGGAUUUGGAGAGGGUAUUCAAGACCUAUGGACCUAUCAAAGAGAUCAGGAUGACGGUGGAUGAGCAAGGAAGGUCCAAAGGGUUUGCGUUCGUCGAGUUUGAGCAGGAGAAAGAUGCAUUGAACGCGCUAAACGCCAAUAAUCACGAGCUGAAGGCCCGCAGGAUGGCCGUCACCAUGUCCGAUUCACGCGUUCGUUCGCGUCGAAAAGAUCAGCCGGAAAGCGGGAUGGGCAGACACGCGGACACGCUGAGUAGGUCUCUACGCGUCCGUGGCCUGCCUCCCGCUACACAGGAAGGUCUCCUACAACAGACGCUCGAGAAAUUGGCACCGGUGAAGAGGGUGGAGGUCUUCGAGGACAAGCAUGAGGCCGUGGUUGAGUUUCAGAAUGUUGCUGAUGUCGCAAAACUUCUACUGUCAAAAGAUGUCGUCGAGUUCAAUGGCGCCACACUUACGUUCUCCGAACUCACUGAUGCACCAGGCGCUUCUGGGUCGACAAUGGCGAAGUCUGGGGCUGGAGCAGCUGCAGGUGGGUUGUUUGUACCAAGGACGGCGGCGUCGAGGCCGAGAGCUGGAUUAGGGCAUGCGAGAAGACCGGCCCCUGCUGCUGCGCCUUCAGCUAGUUCAAGUGGGGGUGGGGGUUCGAUGGGACCGCCGGCAGGUGGGAGGGGACAAGAUGACUUUAGGAAGAUGUUGAGUAGUGGGAAGUGAUUGAGUGCGUCCUUUUUCGUUGGCUUGCUGGAAUAUGUAUGUGGUAAUGUGUCAGUGCUUCAUGUGUUUUGAGGGUUGUGCUCUGAAUCGGCAGUAUGAU
Messenger RNA from Stereum hirsutum FP-91666 SS1, 3359 nucleotides. RefSeq lists its product as uncharacterized. Lineage: Eukaryota; Fungi; Basidiomycota; Agaricomycetes; Russulales; Stereaceae. The transcript has 22 exons. The record is from RefSeq and is a predicted model, not a curated record. Gene Ontology annotation, molecular function: protein binding; RNA binding. Bases 65 to 3259 code for a protein of 1064 amino acids. Gene Ontology annotation, cellular component: ribonucleoprotein complex. Gene Ontology annotation, biological process: RNA processing.